Messenger RNA from Eremothecium sinecaudum, 1269 nucleotides. It is a transcript of the gene PRP3, whose product is annotated as U4/U6-U5 snRNP complex subunit PRP3. The coding region runs from base 1 to 1269 and encodes 422 amino acids. The record is from RefSeq and is a predicted model, not a curated record. Gene Ontology annotation, biological process: mRNA splicing, via spliceosome. The transcript has a single exon. Gene Ontology annotation, cellular component: U4/U6 x U5 tri-snRNP complex. NCBI's taxonomy places the organism in Eukaryota, Fungi, Ascomycota, Saccharomycetes, Saccharomycetales, Saccharomycetaceae.
AUGGGUAGUGAAUCAAAGGAUAAUAAAAAGGGUUUACAGACGGAGUUACAUCCCGCCCUACGAUCUUCUAACUUAAACCUAUUACGUUCCAAACGUGAGAACCCGUACUUGGACGAUGACCAAUACCAAAGGGUUCAAAAUAAAAGAAGAGGAGGCGUAUUUCAAUUCUACAAGCCUGGUGAAGUUAUAGAACAGGCCAAUCGUCUGCGUGAAGCAAAAGCAAAAGAAUUAGAACUUCAAAGGUUGGAAAAUGAACGGGUCGAGCAGGAAAAUAAGUUGAGGCAAAGAAAGAUAGAAGAAGGAGAAUUGCCUGCUGAAGAUGAAGUUAGCUACGUGGAGUCAUUUAAGAACAUCCCUGAUGUCGAAUGGUGGGAUUUGAAAUAUCUGGACUCUUCUAAUGGAGUUCAUCCCAAAUUCACAUUGCCGUACAAUAAUUUAGACGAAGACAGUGAAGACGAUGAUGUAGAGGACACAAGGCCGAGUAUCAGAUUUGUAAAGCAUCCUUUGCCAGUGGUUAAGGAGUUUAAUGCAAGUAAAAAUGUGGUACCGAGAAUUUACCUAACUAAGAAAGAGCAGAAGAAGAAGAGACGUAAUCAAAGAAAACUGGUACGACAAGAGGUGGAAGAAAAGAUUAAGCUAGGUCUGGAACCUAAGCCAGAGCCCAAGGUAAAAUUGAGUAAUAUGAUGCAUGUUUUAGAAAGCAAUGCUAGCAUCCAAGAUCCGACAAAGUGGGAACAAACUGUUAAGCAACAGGUUGCACAACGAAAGCAGAAGCAUUUAGAGAUUAACAAACAGCGUAGCUUGGAAGCUAAAGCAGAAAGACAAGCAAAUCUAAAGACCAAAAACUCCCAGAAGGAUACCAGGUACUGCAAGGUUUACAUGUUCACUCAGCUGAAGAACCCUAAAAUACGGUUUAAACUAUUAACAAAUGGGAAACAGUUACUCCUCAAAGGAUGCUGCUUACACUUAAAGCAAAGUGCGGGGGUAAUAGUAACAAUUGGCGAUGAGCGCUCAUGUAAAUUCUUUGAACGUCUCGUUACAAAGCGGAUACAAUGGACAGAACCCUUUGUGGACAAGGAAACUACAGAAGAAGUGCGAUGUGAUGGUGCAAAAUGCGAGAAGAUUUGGGAGGGGUUAGUGGGAGACCAUAUGUUCCGCGGCUGGUUUAUGAAGGAGUGCCAAAAUUCCAACGAACUGAAAGAUAUUCUAAAUACUUCAGGAGGGCAGGCGUUUAGUCAUCUCGACCUCAAUUUCCUCGACGAACACUAG